AUGGAGAGGUUUGUUGAGGAAGGAGGCCCAUCUCCCGUCCCGUGUGUUGUGGAGUACUACUUGUGUAUGUGGUGUGGGUCGUCUCAGCCGCUCGCUUGGGGUCGGGUCUCGCCGUCGUCGUCGGUAGGUCAGGUCAGGGCAGGGCAGGGCAGGGCAGGUCAGGUCAGGUCAGGUGAGGUGGUGAUGGCGUCCAGCCUCGCCGCCGCUUCUCCGUCUCCGUCUCCGGCGUGCUGCUCGCUCCAGCUCCACCUCCUCCGCCGCCCCGCCCUAGUCGUGUUUCCCAAAGUCGGACGCCCCCACCUCCGCCUCCCUCUCCGCCUCCGGGCCCAAGCAUCCUCUUCCCCUUCCCCGGAUCCCGAAGCCGAAGCCGACGACUCCUUCGCCGGCUGGUCGGACCAAGACAAUAAGGAUUCUGCUGCUGAUUCAGGAGGAGGGCCAUUCGGAGGCCUUGUUGGACCUGCCCUUGCUGGCCUCCUCUUCCUCGCCGGCGUCACAUUCGCAGCAAUCUCACUCAGACCCACAGGAUCAAAGGCACCCAUCCAAACCUUUUUGCCCACACACACUGAGGCAACGGCCGAUACUACUCCUGACCAGCAAGAAGAAGCUGACGCUGACGCUGCUGCUGCUCAGGCUUUGUCACCAGCCGAUGAUACCCUGGAUGCCACUAGUGAGGCAACGCCAUUGCCUAAUAAUCUACAAACAGACGACAAAAUACCCGAGGAAGCAGCUCAACAUGAUGACAUGGACAACCACCAAUUGGAUCUGGAUCGCGGCAGCAGUCACCUAGAUCCGACCACCGAUAAAUACAUUGCUUCACAAGAUGACACUCCUGUGACUGAUUCACCUCAAUCUUUGGUCCCUGCUUAUGAUCCAACCUCUGAGGACGCAUUAUUAUUAUUGGACUCUGAACCCACUUUGCCAGAAAACCAGGAUACUACUUUCACUUCAGAUAUUAUGGUGCUGGAGUCCGGUGAUGUUGUGCAAAUAUCUGACGCUGUGGCUGAGGUUAAACAUUUACAAGAUACAGAGCGGAAUCCUCAACUUUCUUCUACUCAAGAUGGAAUUUCUUCUGCAUCCACUUUUCCUGAUUAUGUGGCAUAUGGAAGCACUGACCGGAUGCUUCCAUCGGGCUCGAAUGACUUACCCACUCAAGACGCUGACCAAGGAAAGGCGAUACAAGACCCAGCAUCAGACCAGGAUCAAGGACGAAAUGCCAAACCUUUCUCUUCUGGAAUUGGAAUUCCUGCUCCCUCUCUGCUCUCUGCAGCUUUACAGGUGCCUGCUGGCCACAUUGUGGUUCCAGCGGCAGUUGACCCUACCCAGGGAAAUGCAUUGGCCGCGCUGCAACUUCUAAAGGUGAUUGAACCUGAUGCUCGAGCUGGUGAUUUGUGUACCCGACGUGAAUACGCUCGAUGGUUGGUAGUUGCAAGCAAUUCCCUUUCGAGGAACACUUACUCAAAAGUUUAUCCAGCAAUGUACAUCGAGAACGUGUCUGAACUUGCAUUUGAUGACGUCACCACUGAAGAUCCUGAUUUUCCAUUUAUACAAGGACUGGCAGAAGCAGGGUUAAUUUCUAGCAAGCUUUCAAGAUCUGAUAUGAACAUCGCUGAAAACAUUCAGGACAACCAUUACUUUUUCUCCCCGGACAGUCCCUUGUCACGUCAAGACCUUGUGAGUUGGAAGAUGGCUUUGGAUAAAAGGCAACUACCUGAAGUUGACAAAAAUUCUUUGUACAAGACAUCCGGCUACAUAGACAUUGAUAAAAUUGAUACAGCUGCAUGGCCUGCUUUGGUGGCUGACUUGGGUGCUGAAGACCAGAGCAUCACGGCUCUUGCAUUCGGUUUUACAAGACUUUUCCAGCCAGACAAACCUGUGACAAAAGGACAAGCUGCCCUGGCACUUUCAACUGGUGACUAUGCUGAAGUGGUUAUGGAGGAGCUUGCUCGUAUUGAAGCAGAUAAAAUAGCUGAAGCGGCUGUGAACGCUCAUGGGGCAUUGGUCGCUGAGGUGGAGAAACAAAUUAAUGCAAGUUUUGAAAGGGAGCUUACAAGGGAAAAGGAAAAAAUAGAGACCCUUGAAAAGCUGGCUGAAGAGGCCAGGGCUGAAUUGGACAAGUUGAGAGCAGAGAGAGAGGAGGAAAAGAAUGCUCUGCUUAGGGGCAGAGCUACCGUCGAAUCUGAAAUACAAGUUCUUUCAAAGUUGAGGUGUGAAGUAGAGGAGCAGCUGCAGAAUGUGCUGAGCAAGAAGGUCGAGAUCAACUUUGAGAAGAACAGGAUUGAGAAACUUCAAAAGGAAAUCGAGAAUGAAAACCAGGCUGCUGUGCAACUUCAGUACGAGCUUGAAGUUGAAAGGAAGGCUUUGUCUAUGGCCAGGGCUUGGGCAGAGGAUGAAGCAAAGAAGGCCAGGGAGCAUGCUCGCGCACUCGAGGAGGCCCGGAACCAAUGGGAGCGACAGGGAAUCAAAGUUGUCGUUGAAGCAGGGCUUGAGGACGACGCAUCGGCCGGAGUGACAUGGGCUAAUGCUGGCAAAGAACACCCAGUCGACGAGGCAAUCAACCGGGCGGAGUCGUUGCUGGAGAAGCUCAAGUCGUUUGCUGGUGAGAUGAAAGUGCGAUCCAGCCAUGCCCUGGAGAGAGUAAUGCAAUACGUGAGGUCCUUGAUCUCAAGCCUAAAGCAGCGAGCGGCGGAAGCAAGGCAAGGGUGCGCAGAUCUUGGGGCUGCUGCAGCCUCAAAGGCAAAGAAUGUGUCAUCAGAAGCCAAGGCGUUUGGUUCAAGCGUCGGGGACAGGUCGAAGAAGGUCGUGGAGGAGUGCAAAGAUGGCUUGGAGAAGCUUGUGCACAGAUUCAAGACAGACUAG
Molecule: messenger RNA, 2856 nt
Organism: Triticum turgidum subsp. durum (durum wheat)
Lineage: Eukaryota; Viridiplantae; Streptophyta; Magnoliopsida; Poales; Poaceae
Source: the annotation of a GenBank genome assembly